Messenger RNA from Alligator sinensis (Chinese alligator), 1211 nucleotides. RefSeq names its product regulator of G protein signaling 13 (gene RGS13). Bases 152 to 637 code for a protein of 161 amino acids. The transcript is spliced from 5 exons. NCBI's taxonomy places the organism in Eukaryota, Metazoa, Chordata, Crocodylia, Alligatoridae. The record is from RefSeq and is a predicted model, not a curated record.
CACAAGUGUUAGUACAGCGAGAGAGCAGCAGGACACUGUGUUUUACAAGAAAAAGAAAACUUAAACCAUGUAAUUUGGAACUGUCCCUACAAAGGCCCUGCUAAAUGAAACACACUCAAAGGCGGCAGCAACCCAAGAGCAGGUGCUGAGAAUGAGUCCAAAUAUUUGUUGGCUUUGUAAGUUAUUCAGAGAUGAUGAAAAUGGAAUCACUUCGAAAUUGUCAUUGGAGGAAGUACUACAGUGGUCCCAAUCUUUUGAAAAGCUGAUAGCUAAUAAAUAUGGAACUAUAAUCUAUAGGACCUACCUGAAGACUGAACACAGUGAGGAAAACAUUGAAUUCUGGCUUGCAUGUGAGAUUUACAAGAAGACUGCAUCACAGAAGAAAAGAAAUGCUAUGGCCAAGAAACUUUUUAAAGAUUAUAUUCAACCCCACGCUCCUAAAGAGAUUAAUAUUGACAGUCCUGCAAGGGAAGCCAUUACCAGGAAUAUUCAAAAACCAACUCAGUCCUGUUUUGAUGAAGCUCAGAAAAUUGUUUACAUGCAUAUGGAAAGGGACUCAUAUCCCAGGUUUCUUGGAUCAGAUAUCUAUCAAAAACUUAAGCUUCAGACUGACAGGAAUGAUUCACUGAUACAUUAAAGAAAAAGACUGAGGACUUGGAAAAGAUUUUCUUCUAGUUAAUGUUUCUAUAUGCUAAAGUAAACAAAACAGAAGAAGUGGUAUUCUGGAUGUAUUUGCAUGACAAAUAAAGAUAGUAUAGUCUUACAUUGAUAUUAUACCUGAUCGGGAAUGCAUGCCCAUCCUCCUCCUGCACCUCAUAAAAUUUCAAAUUAAUUUCUGAAUUUCAAUUUGGAUCAAACACUGAAAAACAUGAGACCAAUCAACCAACCCUUCCCCAUCCAAAUAUCAGUCAUAAUGCAAGAAUUAUGAUUUGGAAAUACCACCGUGCCUUAUGGGUACUUAAUGUUAUAAUUCCUGUAGAUAGCCAGGAUUCCUGUUUAAGUAGAUAUUCCACAAAGCACCAUGGUCUCAGCAAAAGGAGAAAAGCUACAGUACCUCAUGAAAAGCUAAUUGUUGUAUUGCAUCAUGGACAAUUUUGCUCAUCUGGAGAGCCUGAACCAGAGAGAGAAGGUGUUAAACACCCAUAUGACAAGUCCCCACAUGACAAGUCAUAGAUUCAUAGAUGCUAGGGUUGGAAGGGACCUCAACAGAU